GCAGGGAGAAUUAUCAGCUAACCACGCAAGAUAGUUGCGAAACAAGGGAGUUGUUUACAACCAACCAAGGAGUAGAAAACACCUGAGAACUGUGAAGCCAUGUGUAUAGCUGCAUGGAUUUGGCAGGCUCACCCUGUGCACCAACUCAUCCUGCUGCUCAACAGAGAUGAGUUCCACAGCAGGCCUACAAAAGCAGUAGGAUGGUGGGGAGAAGGCUCAAAGAAGAUUCUUGGGGGCAGGGAUGUACUUGGUGGAGGGACAUGGAUGGGGUGCACCAAGGAUGGCAGACUUGCCUUCCUGACCAAUGUGCUUGAGCCAGAUGCCAUGCCUGGCGCACGAACUAGGGGAGACCUGCCCCUCAGGUUCCUGCAGAGCAACAAGAGCCCGCUUGAAGUUGCAACUGAAGUAGCAAAAGAAGCUGAUGAAUACAAUGGCUUCAACCUUAUACUGGCUGAUCUAACCGCAAAUGUCAUGGUCUACGUGUCGAACCGUCCUAAGGGGCAGCCUGCAACGAUUCAACUCGUCUCACCAGGACUCCAUGUGUUGUCCAAUGCAAGGCUAGACAGCCCUUGGCAGAAGGCGGUUCGCCUUGGUAAGAACUUCAGGGAACUUCUUAGGAAGCAUGGUGACGUUGAGGUUGAAGCAAAGGAUAUAGUUGAGAGGCUAAUGACUGACACCACAAAGGCUGAUAAAGAUAGACUGCCAAACACCGGUUGUGAUCCCAAUUGGGAGCAUGGUCUGAGCUCCAUUUUCAUCGAGGUGCAAACAGACCAAGUGAGAAAAAAGAUCUUUGACAUAAUUCCAGAUACAAGUACAUUCAGAGGGCUCUAUGGGACACGGAGCACAGCCGUUUUAUCAGUGAACUAUGAUGGUGAAGCUAGCUUGUACGAGAAGUAUCUCGAGAGUGGUAUAUGGAAGGAUCACACAGUGCAUUACCAUAUAGAGCAGGCAGUCCACAUGAAAAAGCAGGGAGCCUCAAAUAAAUAGAAAGAAGAAGCCACUAUUGUUGUGAA
Molecule: messenger RNA, 1013 nt
Organism: Phragmites australis (common reed)
Lineage: Eukaryota; Viridiplantae; Streptophyta; Magnoliopsida; Poales; Poaceae
Exons: 5
Coding region: 100-987 (295 amino acids)
Source: RefSeq, a predicted model, not a curated record